This is a messenger RNA of Pelobates cultripes (western spadefoot toad), 285 nucleotides long. NCBI's taxonomy places the organism in Eukaryota, Metazoa, Chordata, Amphibia, Anura, Pelobatidae. The record is from the annotation of a GenBank genome assembly.
AUGGUUGAGAAGCAACAUAGCCAGUUAAUGGAGAUAACUUCUCAAGUGAAGAAAGAAGUGGGACAUCGGAGGCAGCAGUAUCAGGGGGACAGACUGAAAUGUGUCAAUCCUACUGAGAAGGCCAAGCAGAGGGAGAAAAAUCCUUGUCUAGUCAGAGAACAUGUUCCUGAACUCAAGGAGAAGCAGCUGGAGGAACUGAAAAUCACUGGGUCUCCAAUCAAGCUUGCAACAGUGGUGACAUGGAAAGCUGCGAUUCCACAACUGGUGUCCAUAGAGGGAGCUUGA